Dermacentor andersoni is the source of this 1061-nucleotide messenger RNA. The record is from RefSeq and is a predicted model, not a curated record. Lineage: Eukaryota; Metazoa; Arthropoda; Arachnida; Ixodida; Ixodidae.
AUACUAUGGUAAGCUGAUCGGCCAGAUCGAGACAUUUCAGCACGGUUUCAGCGGCACCAUGUACGCCGCCGGCGAUAAAAGCAUCGUCAUCACAAACCUCAAGUACGACGGCCGAGGUCCCGCGGCGUUCUUCUGGGCGUCAACCACAGCGGCCGAGCUUAAAGAAGACGGUGACCAGCUGCCGGACGAAGGAGGAAGCACCCAGCCCGUCAAGGCUUACAAGAAUGCCAUAGUGCACCUCAAGUUGCCCAGGAAGAUCACCGAAUACAAGGCUAUCGGCAUGUACUGCAAACUCGCUUACGCCGACUUCGGCCACGUUAAGGUGCCGUCCAACUUCGAGCUGCCCAAGGAGCAAAGCCUGGGUAUGCUCACCGCCAAGCAGCACAAUACCAUGGCCACCGAGGUUAUCCUCACGGACAGUGCCACAAUGCUGCUCAGGGGGUUUGAGUACAGCGCCAGCUGCCCUGGAUCUGCGUUCUUCGUGGCAGGGCCCAGUGUCAACCCCAAGCCAGAACAACUUACUCAUCUCCUCCACGACAACGGACAGGAUGCCAAGCUGGAGCGCUACGACAAGAAAGACGUGACGGUGAAGCUGCCCGGUGGUCACCACUGGAAUGAGUUCAAGUGGUUCUCGGUGUACUGUAGCGACGCCAGGGAGAGCUACGCGGACAUCGCCAUCAAGCAGGCGGUGGCCGAGAAGCUGCCCCUGCACGAUCCCACUGCUGCCGUGCCACCCCCACAGCACACCCCAUCUUCGGAUAACGCAGCUGCCUUCCUUGGGCCAUUCUCGGCGGUGUCCACUUUCGCUCUGAGCGUGGCCGUAAUAGUGGGCGCUGUUGCUGUCCGGCAAUUCUUUGAGACCGAUAAUCGCGUCAAGACUUGCUGAGGACGGCUGUUAUUUAUUGAAAGGUACCAAGGCGUCACGUGUGGAGUGCCAGCGCACCCAAUACGUCAAGUUUGACCGCAAAGGGCCGGACCCAUACUGUUGACGCCUACCUUGCGGCAAGCUCUGCACUUCCACAGUACUGUAAAUAAACACUGCUUUCAGCAAAUAUAUAUAU